GCCAUUUGGUGAAUGGAAGAAGUUUGUUGAUCAAUUUGCAACACCCAUUCCUGCGUGUUUUGCUGCCGUGAAGAAGCCCGAAAUUUUCCAAUGUGCUAGCACCGUCGCCUAAAACGCUUUGCUUGCACAACGUUCUCUACACAACCCCACCAGCCGAAAAGUGCGACCACGGGCAGACAGGAAGUGGACGUGUGCAGGGUGCCCCAUUUCGCGCCCAGUCUAUGGUUGGUGCUGCGGCAGCACGGCACGGACGCAGCGGCGGGCGGAUGCAUUCUGUCUCGCACUGAAACCAAAACAACCCUAGCAACAGCAACGUCGCUAAACCCACACGGUGCAACUGCAUUUGGGCGUAACACAAAGUAUGGACAAUUGCCACAACUAUGCCACAACAUCGAAAAAGAAACGAAUCCCCAUCUCGGACGAUAUACACAUCAUAAUCAAAAAGUUCCGAGACAAGGACAAGCACGAUGAGAAGCCUUGUGCGUCUACGUCAGGCGACCAUGACUAUGACGACGAGCACAGCAUGGACUCGGAGGAGCUGCGACGCGUCCGGCACCAGGAACCGUCCUCCUCCUCCACGCUGGUCGGCAUCGCGUCGAACAGCAAUAGUAAUAGUACAACCUGCCCCAGCGGCAACGCGCUACAAACGGUCGGGGUGGCCAGCAACCACACGGUGCAGGUGCAGCUGCAGCCCCAGCAACACAUCAUAUCGCUAGGCCAGACGCACACCGGUCUGGUGGCGAGUAGCAGCAGCAGCAGCAGCAGCAAUGCCAACCUAGCAUGCCAAAGCAGCAGCAGCAGCCAGUCGGAGGACAUCAAACUCAUCCUUCGGAAGCUGUCCAACAUCGAGGAGCUGCUGAAGGUAGUUGCCGAACAGAGUCUAAGUCGUCUGACGACGAUAAAGCAAGAGACUGGCGCCACACUGCCGACUGCAUCCGGUGGACAGCUGACGGCGGUCGAGGCGAAUCAAGUAAUUCAGCAACACCAUCAUCAGCAACAACAGCCACAGCAGCAGCAGCACCAUCAGCAACAGCACCAGCAGCAAACGGUACCCCAGGGUGUGGAGCUUGAAUCGUGCUUCAAGUUCCCGAUCCGUACGCUCAAAGAGCUGAUCGAGCUGAACAAGAGCAUCUGCGGCGACGAGUCGCUGUACAACAAGCUGUUCGAGCAUCUCACCAAAAUAAGACUGGACUGUGACCAAAACAUCGUCAUCAACGCACUAACGUCGAUCGUCAGCGACGAGGUGCUGGAUGCGGUUACGUGGGACACCGGCAAAAAGUUUAAGCUUUCCUCGGUCGUGCUGUUUAGCGAUUCGCUGUACGUCGCUUGGUUUAAGGACAAGAUGAAGUACGACGAGUAUGUGACCGAGAUGAAGGAUGCCAUCGAACGGUCGCACAAGCGGCACGCGAAGGUUAAAACGAAACGAAACCAACAGACCAACAGCAGCCACCAGGCAUUGCAGCAGCAGCAGCAGCAGCAGCAGCAGACACAGUCACUGCAACCGAUCCUGCACUCGCCUUUGGGGACGAGCAACAGUGCCAGCACGACUGCCGUCGUCGGCGCUGCACCGCCCGGUACCGUCAGCUCGAUCAGCUGCGACAAUAGUGCAUUAAUUCUCAAGGUAGAUUCUCUCGAAUAGUAGUGAACCACGUGUGCGUACGGUGCAGCAUCCCAGGGCAGGGAGUGUAAACGGAACCAGAAUUUGUUUGGACACUCCCCCUAUCCCAUUCAUUACCCACCAUCCCCUUGCGGUGAUUGCGACACUCUGCACCUGUGUGUGUUUGUGUGUUUUUUUUUUAAUAAUGUUUGAUUGUGUUUCACAAAACUAUAAUCAGACAGCCUACGGCAAAUAGCAAAGCGUUGAUUAUUAAUUCUAUUUUCUCUAACAUUCAUUAUUGCACACACCAGCAACGAAAUGAUUCUGCCGGUGUGAGUGUGUGUGUACGAGAGAGAAAGAGAGAGAGAAAAUAUGAAUUUAGUUGCAAUGUAGUGGAUCACGGAUCUAAGGGCAAAGGAAAGCAAAGUAAGCUUAGAAGCGAUCAGUGUCGACAAAAGGAGUGUGCCACCAAGGUUGCCACGCGAAAUGGCAUCGGGAUCGAAGAAAUGAAACUCGGUUUCCCCUUUCAUAAAAUAUCUGCAGGGCGCGCUGCAAUAGUCAUAGAUUUGUUUUGUUUUGUUUUAGAUACGUACUGUUUGAAUGUUUUUUUUUCAUGACCCCCAUCAUAACACCCCCCCCCCCCCCACCCCCUCCCAUUUACAAGGUGUAGUAGAAACACAAAAAAACACGGGGAAAGGGACACAACAGGGAUACACAUUUGGAAUGAGCUAAGAACUAAAGCACUACGGCGGCCCUCUCUCGCCAUGCAACGGGCGGGAGAGGGAGCGGUACGUACACAAACUAAGUUUAACGUUUAGAAAUAUGAAACGCUGUAAAACAAAAUCUUACGAAUAAAACAAAGCAAGAAAGCACCACCCUCCCUGUUGUGUCUGACGGGAGCGAGCCUCGCAGCAGCGUUAAUCAAAGUAACCGUUGGAAUGGUGAGUGGAAACAGGUGAGAGGGACACACUUACGGGAAAAAAAUGAAGCUCAGCUUCGAGGCACGAUUUUGUAGGCGACCUGCCGAAUACUGGACGUAUCCGUUAAACUUCAUCCCACUGUCGUCCGGCACUCGAUUGUCGGCGUUCUGUUCGCGCUGGUUACCGUCCGAACCGGCAGAUGUGAGGAUUUUUCUUCAUUCCUGUUGCAUACUGCUUUUGAUCAACAGCAUAUCUUCGUUUGUCUGUCUGCUGGCACGACGAACCGUUCAGGAGCAGCAAUGGUUGCACUAUACGCUCAUCAUUUGGCAGAUCCACUGCCUGCUGGCGCAGUUAUACCUUUGGCAUGAAAUAUCGAAAUACCAUCAUUUAGCAGAGCUGGUAUAUCUGAUCCCAAUUUACCUUGCCCUGCUUCCGCUGGACACUUGCUAUUCGAUAGCAUUUCAUGGUGGUUUGAGCGCAGUUUUCAACAGCCUUUACCGGACAGCGUUUGUCGUUCAUCAUGCUGCCGUAUGGUUGAUGCCGCUGCUCGGCUUAACGUGUGCGGUCCACAGGGAGUAUGCUGAUUGUAUUUUUAUUUCCUAACUAAAUCUGCUUUACAACAACAA
This is a messenger RNA of Anopheles merus, 3143 nucleotides long. RefSeq names its product probable nuclear hormone receptor HR38. Gene Ontology annotation, cellular component: nucleus; chromatin; chromosome, centromeric region. Gene Ontology annotation, biological process: chromosome segregation; CENP-A containing chromatin assembly. The coding region runs from base 362 to 1639 and encodes 425 amino acids. The record is from RefSeq and is a predicted model, not a curated record. The transcript is spliced from 6 exons. Lineage: Eukaryota; Metazoa; Arthropoda; Insecta; Diptera; Culicidae.